AUGGCAGCUCUCUUGAACCGGCUGCACCACAUCUCGCUCCACGUUUCUAACGCGGAAAAAGUAGCUGGCGACCUUGUUUCUAAAUUCAAGUUUAGUUUGUUUGCCACCAGACUUACGGACACGUCCAGGCAGCUUGCUUUCAGAAAAGGAGCGGCUGUUUUCAUCGUGAAUGAGAGACAAAACCAGAGCGGUGUGAGUUUGAAUGAAGAGCUACGCCUUACAGAUGCAUUUGAUCCACACCCGGUCAACGUGGGGAAAAACGACCGGGAUAACUCUAUAAAAUGUCUGUACGAUGUCAGCCCACAUUACCCGGUGGAUUCUGUGAGCAAUGUGUGUUUCGAGGUGGAGGAUGUGGAAAGGUCAUUCCGUACUCUUCGCAAUCUGGGCUGCAAUUUCAUGGUGCCCCUCACGACAGUUCAGGACGAGGGGGGUACUGUCACCUACUCUGUGGUUAAAUCCAUUGUGGGGAAUGUGUGCCACACACUUAUUGACAGGACUAAAUACAAGGGGAGCUUCCUGCCAGGCUUUGAUGUCAUUGAAAAGGACUGCUUGCCAGAGGAGGACCUGUCUUGUCCAAUCACACAUUUUGAUCACAUAACUUAUGUCUGUCCCAAGAAAUCAACCCACCAGGUCAUGAGCUGGUAUGAGAAGCUCUUUGGUUUCCAGAGGUUUUUCAUUAAAAGUGAUGAAGAUGUGGAUGAAGGUUUUGUCGUGAACCACAAGGACGUUGGACUACGUCUUACCGCCAUGGAGUACUGGAAAUGCAGCGAAGCAGGUAUCACGCUCCCCUCGGUGGACAAAAAAGAGCCUGACUGCAAGUUCGUCAUUGCAGAAUCACUGCCCGGACAAGGUAAGAAUCAGGUUGACACCUUCUUGGAGCAGCAUGGGGCCCCUGGGAUCCAGCACAUUGGGCUGUACACAAAGGACAUUGUUUCCAGUGCUCAGGCAAUGGCUCAUGCUGGGGUCCAGUUCUUCUCCCCUCCUGAUGCCUACUACACGGAGGUUGGAAAACAGCAGGAGAUUGAGGAGGCGGGUCACAGUCCCCAGUUGCUGGCGCAGAAUGGCAUUCUACUGGACACGGACCUGUGCCAGGAUCCCUUACCACAGACAACAUCCAGUGAGAAGAAAAGACACCUCCUCCAGCUGUUCACCAAGCCACUCUUUGCAGAGGAUACCUUCUUCCUCGAGCUGAUAGAGCGAAGAGGGGCCACAGGUUUUGGCGAGGGGAACAUCAGGGCCCUGUGGAGGUCGGUGCAGGCGCACAUGGAGAAUCAAGGAGAGGGAUCCAAAAAAACUAUGCAAUCUGACCAGUAUUAGUGAAUGUACAUGUUUUUAAAAGGGAUUCAUUUAUCUGCUGUUUUUGAAAAAAUCUAUGUGAGAGCACUUAUUUGGGGAAAGAAUAUGCGGAACGUAAAGAAAAUGUAAUAUAUUUUUAGUUUUCUCUUUAUUUCAGUUUAUGAAUCAGUUACUCACGUUACACAUUGCACUGAUAACAAGUACAAUAUUUUGUAUUGAUAUUUAUCUUUGAACAUGACUGUACUGUUUAAAACGGCACUAUGGACAAAAUGGUACACAAACAGAUUGUACACAUCUACUUAAAAUGUUCCAAAAAAAUACACUUCCUGUAGCGGUAAAAAAAAUCUUUGUUUUUACUCUGUUAAAGGAAAUUAACCGACUGAAUUCACAGCAACUGUUCCUCAAUAAAUCUGUUACUCACAGAGUAGUGAAGACCAAUUACUGUCCUCAAUUAAUGUGCUCUUUGUUUCUUAGAAUGCGGUCGAACCACAUUUCAGAAAAAGAGCUCUUCAAAUGUCCUAGGUCUUAGGUAAACACCAGUGAGCAGAAAGUGUGUACUUAUGCAUAGUACUGGGAAAAUUAUAUUCAUUAUUUUAUUUUUUUACAGCUGUACUAACAAUCCAUGAAUGUAAUAUACAUUACAUUGUUGUGCUGCUAGUUAGGUUUAAGUAAAAUAUUAAGAUACAUCUUAAUAUGAAAGUUAUAUUGUAAAUACAAUAUUAACAGGAUUUGUAUAUAAUAUGUAAAUGCAAUGAUGAUAAUAGUUCUAUGAUUUAAGAAUAAUGUUAUACACUUACAGUGGCAAUUGUAAUUAUUUACAUUUUUUUCUUUUUUUUUAAACGCCAUGCUGCAUUUUGCUAAGAAUACUGUUUUCUAAUGCAGGACUUGAUAUUUUCACUGUGGUACCGCUAGUUUUUUUAAUGUGUACACUGGGCAUACUCUGGUCUUUCCAAGAGUAUCAUCUUUAUAUAAAUAAAGAAGAGCUUUUGCUCUCAGGGCUCCUAGA
Messenger RNA from Trematomus bernacchii (emerald rockcod), 2302 nucleotides. It is a transcript of the gene hpdl, whose product is annotated as 4-hydroxyphenylpyruvate dioxygenase-like. Gene Ontology annotation, biological process: aromatic amino acid metabolic process. Gene Ontology annotation, molecular function: 4-hydroxyphenylpyruvate dioxygenase activity. The record is from RefSeq and is a predicted model, not a curated record. Bases 1 to 1317 code for a protein of 438 amino acids. Lineage: Eukaryota; Metazoa; Chordata; Actinopteri; Perciformes; Nototheniidae. The transcript is spliced from 5 exons.